AUGCCUAACAAGAAAAGUAAAGUUAAAGGUCCAAAAGUGAAUACAAUUACCACUAAAGACGGUGAAUCUGUUAAAAUUUUUGAAGAUAUGAAUGAUUUUGAGACAUAUUUGAAAAAUGAAACGGAGGAUAAUGAAUUUGAUCAUGUUCAUUGUAAAUUAAAAUAUUAUCCACCUUUUGUAUUACGUGGUGCACAUGAUGAUCCAGAUAAGAUUAAAGAUACAGCAAAUUGUCAUUCACGUAAAUAUGUACGCCAUUUAAAACAACAUGUUGAAAAACAUUUAUUAAAAGAUAUUGGACAAUCUUUACAAAAUCCUGAAUUAAGAUUUAAUAAUAAAUCUAAACAAGAAACUUUUGAUACAAUUACUUGGAAAUAUGAAGAUGAAACAGAAUUAAAUCAAAAAAAAUUUAAAAUUGACGUGGAAAUUUGCUGUCAUAAUAAUGGCGCAUUGGUUGAUGUAGAUUAUAAGACAGGUCCAAUUAUUCCUAAUAAUGAACCGCCAUCUGAUUCGAUAAUCUAA
Maudiozyma saulgeensis is the source of this 519-nucleotide messenger RNA. The record is from the annotation of a GenBank genome assembly. NCBI's taxonomy places the organism in Eukaryota, Fungi, Ascomycota, Saccharomycetes, Saccharomycetales, Saccharomycetaceae.